AUGUUGUCCAGAUUCGCGCCGCGCGCAUUCGCCGCGCCCAUCAGACACAAUGCCGCCAGGCUCACUCCCGCAGUGAGGACCGUCACCACCGACGCCGCAAGCAGUCACGUUGAGAAGAGCGAUGUUCCUUCAGAAGACGACAAGCCUUUCCAGGUCCGACUCAACGAUGAGGCAUUCGAGACAUAUGAGAUGGACCCGCCUUCAUACACCCUCGACACCACCAAGAAAGAGCUGAAGCAGAUGUACUACGACAUGGUCGCAGUCCGACGAAUGGAAAUGGCCGCCGACAGACUGUACAAGGAAAAGAAGAUUCGCGGUUUCUGUCACUUGUCCACCGGCCAGGAAGCUGUCGCAGUCGGUAUCGAACACGCCAUCACCAAGCAGGACCACAUCAUCACCGCCUACCGAUGCCACGGUUUCGCCAUGAUGCGUGGAGGCACAGUUCGAUCAAUCAUUGGUGAGCUACUCGGCCGAAGAGAGGGUAUCGCAUACGGCAAGGGUGGCUCUAUGCACAUGUUCUCCACUGGAUUCUACGGUGGCAACGGUAUUGUCGGUGCCCAAGUGCCCGUUGGUGCCGGUAUUGCAUUUGCGAACAAGUACGAGGACAAGAAGAACGUCACCUUGAGCUUGUACGGUGACGGUGCCAGCAACCAGGGUCAAGUAUUUGAAGCUUUCAACAUGGCCAAGCUUUGGGAUCUGCCAGUCAUCUUCGGCUGCGAGAACAACAAGUACGGUAUGGGUACUGCCGCCAACCGUGCUGCCGCCCUCACCGACUACUACAAGCGUGGUCAGUACAUCCCAGGUCUCAAGAUCAACGGUAUGGAUGUCCUCGCCGUCAAGGCCGCAGUCCAGCACGGCAAGGAAUGGUGCGCCAACGGCAACGGUCCUCUCGUCCACGAAUACGUCACCUACAGAUACGGUGGUCACUCCAUGUCCGAUCCAGGAACCACAUACCGAACUCGCGAGGAGAUCCAGCGCAUGCGAUCGACAAACGACCCAAUUGCUGGACUGAAGCAGAAGCUCAUCGAGUGGGGUGUCACAUCUGAGGAGGAGCUCAAGGGCAUUGACAAGGAGGCACGCAGCCACGUCGACGAGGAGGUCGCAGCAGCAGAGGCCAUGGAGCCACCGCCAGCUACACCAGAGGUGCUGUUCGAGGACAUUUACGUGAGAGGAUCCGAGCCACAAUUCCUCCGAGGACGAAUCCCCGAGGAGAACUUCUACUACCCAGAGAGGGAACUGCAGAUCCCAAAGAGCCCAGCACAGACACUGGCGCCGGGUGAGUCGAGCUUGUAA
Molecule: messenger RNA, 1293 nt
Organism: Fulvia fulva
Lineage: Eukaryota; Fungi; Ascomycota; Dothideomycetes; Mycosphaerellales; Mycosphaerellaceae
Product: Pyruvate dehydrogenase E1 component subunit alpha, mitochondrial
Exons: 4
Coding region: 1-1293 (430 amino acids)
Biological process (GO): pyruvate decarboxylation to acetyl-CoA
Cellular component (GO): intracellular membrane-bounded organelle
Molecular function (GO): pyruvate dehydrogenase (acetyl-transferring) activity
Source: RefSeq, a predicted model, not a curated record